This is a messenger RNA of Plasmodium malariae, 747 nucleotides long. Its product is annotated as fam-m protein. Lineage: Eukaryota; Apicomplexa; Aconoidasida; Haemosporida; Plasmodiidae. The record is from RefSeq and is a predicted model, not a curated record. The coding region runs from base 1 to 747 and encodes 248 amino acids. The transcript is spliced from 2 exons.
AUGGAACAAAACAUUAUAUUACUAUUUCUUAUUAAGUUUUCAAUGUUUCUUUUUUUAAUUUGGAUAUAUCAUUUUUACAAUGAUAUGGCCGAAUUUAACAAAUAUUUGGGAAAAAAGUUCAAAUUUCACAGAGAAUUAGAUAAAAGAAAUUAUCGGUUACUAUCAAAAAAUAAGAAAAAUAAAAAUUCAAAUAUUGUACCUUUAUAUGAAGAUAUGACAAAUAAUAGAGAGUGCAAAAAAAAUGAUACAUAUAUUAGUGAAAAGGUUUUUCCAAAAGGAAUGAAACAAUUUAAUAGAUGUACAUUGAAUAAGGAUAAAUACUAUACAGAAGUUACGGAUUAUGAUAAUGGAAUUUUUGAUGGAAAAUAUUUCCAUUUUGAAAAAAAAUUGAUAAAAAAAAAGGAUUAUGAUAAUUUCCUUGAAAGAAACAAGAGAAUUAGUGACAUAUUAUUAAAAAAAAUAAAAUUUAGAAGCUACGGAUUUGGAGUUGUUACAUUUAUUCUUUUUUUCUUGUCGGGAAUAACUUUACCAAUAAUAAAAGGAGUGGGUUAUUUGAAUACUGUAAACGAGAAACUCAUGGAAUUAAUAAAAUUAAUUGCGGGUGAAGUAAAUGCAUUAAAACCGUAUAUUGGUGUAAUAACAUUUGGAGUAUUCAUCAUUAUAACAGGUAUUAUAUUUUUGAUAAUAAUUUAUAAGAUCUUAUGUAAUAAUGAAAAGUAUAAAAAAAUCAAGUCAAUGAGUGAGUAA